Rhipicephalus sanguineus (brown dog tick) is the source of this 774-nucleotide messenger RNA. RefSeq lists its product as uncharacterized. Gene Ontology annotation, biological process: negative regulation of DNA-templated transcription. Lineage: Eukaryota; Metazoa; Arthropoda; Arachnida; Ixodida; Ixodidae. The record is from RefSeq and is a predicted model, not a curated record. The coding region runs from base 57 to 701 and encodes 214 amino acids. The transcript has 5 exons. Gene Ontology annotation, molecular function: DNA binding.
UAAGUGGCCCGCGUGCAGCACGUAUAUAGCACGUUGUAUAUCCGAUUUGGUUCGCUAUGUACGCACUAGUUCGCUUUCUAGAUAACGACCACGCACAUGACACUCGCCGGUACGUUGUGCCAGUGGACGAUAUCCGCGAUUUUCAUCCGAAGCACGAGACAGACUUUGACGGCAAGGCAGUGUAUGUUGUGCACUUGGUGGACAAUGUAGACAGCGACAACACGGGUGAUUAUACAGCGCAAAUACUUCGACUUGGUGCCACAGAGAAAGAAGCUCGCGAAUCGCCGAAAAGAAUCCCGAUCCCUAAAAUGAUGGUUCAUCAAAACUUGGACGAUGACGAAGCUGUGGCCAAGAAGGCCACUGCAGCAAGAAACAAAAGAACAGCUUUCAACCGGGCUGCAGCAAAGAAAGACCGGUACGAGCAGAUUCUGAAAAAACAGAUGAGCCACGCUCUCGGAAAAAACUCGGAACAAACUCAAAAAAGGCGACAAAGUUCAUCAUCAAGCUCAGAUGACUCCCUCGUAUCCAGCUCAGAAGUGAAAGAAGAAAAGAAAAAAACCAAACUUUGGAAAGAGAGAUGCAAGGAGCUGCGACAGGACAAUAUGUUCCUGCAAGAACAAGUUAGAUCACAGCAGGUGCUAUUAAAUUCAAAAUUCCUGAGGUUUGAAGACCUGCAGCACCGCAGAGAGCCUUGGCGUUGAAAGCUCACCUGUACAAGCUACAAAAGAGACGGCAAAGGCCACAAGCAACCUAGGUGCAUAUCGAUUUUUGCUU